AUGCAGAGAAAUCUUCGCAUAAACUUCGAUGUCAUUUACUCGACAGCAUUUUUUCAAAUUUUACAUGUCGAUGAGUUUUUCUACUUUCUUAAUAUUUUGUUAAUAUUGUUUUUAUUUGCGAUUUCUAAUAUCUAUCUAUCUAUCUAUCUAUCUAUCUAUCUAUCUAUCUAUCUAAAUUCAUAUCUUUCUCUCUCUCUCUCUCUAUCUAUCUAUCUAUCUAUCUAUCUAUCUAUCUAUCUAUCUAUCUAUAGAUCUAAAUCAGUUCAUCUCUCUCUCUCUUUCUUUCUCUCUCUCUCUCUCUCUCUCUCUCUCUCUCUCUCUCUCUCUAUCUAUCUAUCUAUAUUCAUAUCUUUCUCUCUCUCUCUCAGUCUAUCUAUCUAUCUAUCUAUCUAUCUAUCUAUCUAUCUAUCUAUGAUUUCUAUCUAUCUAUCUAUCUAUCUAUCUAUCUAUCUAUCUAUCUAUCUAUCUGUGCCUCUUCUUAUCUAUCUAUCUAUCUAUCUAUCUAUCUAUCUAUCUAUCUAUCUAUCCCAUUCAGUUCAUCUUAUUCCAUCAGCUCUCUCUUCCUCUCAUUAUAAGUGUGUGAGUGUGUCAAAUUUUCCCUAUCUAUCUAUCUAUCUAUCUAUCUAUCUAUCUAUCUAUCUACAAGAUUUGUCUGAAUAUGAUCCAUCCGUGUCUUAUUAA
This is a messenger RNA of Acanthosepion pharaonis, 681 nucleotides long. The record is from the annotation of a GenBank genome assembly. NCBI's taxonomy places the organism in Eukaryota, Metazoa, Mollusca, Cephalopoda, Sepiida, Sepiidae.